Messenger RNA from Crotalus tigris (Tiger rattlesnake), 2270 nucleotides. It is a transcript of the gene WDR73, whose product is annotated as WD repeat domain 73. Lineage: Eukaryota; Metazoa; Chordata; Lepidosauria; Squamata; Viperidae. The transcript has 8 exons. Gene Ontology annotation, biological process: cytoplasmic microtubule organization. The record is from RefSeq and is a predicted model, not a curated record. Bases 323 to 1483 code for a protein of 386 amino acids. Gene Ontology annotation, molecular function: protein binding. Gene Ontology annotation, cellular component: spindle pole; cytosol.
CAGCUCCAUUCUGACGUGCCUGCGUGUUAUUGUGCAAAUCCAAUGCAUUGGGCUGGCUCAGAGAUCAAUUUUGCAAGCGAGUAAAUCACUUCUGCACGCAGGCGAACGUAUCGCGGGAAGAUAAAUCUCUGCGAAUGCUGGCCCGGAACAGAUCACAAACCCCAUCAUCCACAGGCAACGCGCGAGCGACACCAGCAUAGCCGCGAAAGGGGCUGGAAGGACCCGAGGGGGCGGAGCGGAUGGAGGAGGGGGCGGAGCUUCAGUGUCCCCGCCUCGGAAUUCCCAGGAAGAAGCGACGUCACUCGUUUCGCCGAACGCUCACAUGGCCGCGGCUGCUUCCGGGAUGGAGGAGGAGGAGGAGGAAAUAUGGUUGAUGGACUCCCUGAGGCUAUACAAUGACCUCCAUCUCUUUGAACUUCCUGGGCCUACCAGAGUCAUCGAAUGGACAGGAGACCAACGCAUUUGUGUCGCUGGAUACGAGCACGGGAGCAAGAACGAAAUUUUGCAGCUCCUUCUGCCUCCGAGGCUGCUUGCAAAACAAAAUAAGGGCUUAUGUGCGGAGAGAGAUUUCAAGGUUGAAAGGGGUGGAAUCUGUGAUCGCCCCAUCUUCAGGCUCAAACAUGUCCCAGGAACCAGCUUGCUGGUAACCAGUGGCCCACCAGACAGUGCUCUGCAGGUUUGGCGUGUGGAAUCAGAUGAAACAGGUAUGAUUAAGCUACUGAGUGUCAUCUCUCCCACAAAGACAGAAGAUAGUUCCUGGUCCAAAAUUGCAACCAGCUGUGCCAAACCAGCCUGCAUCCUCCACGGGCAAAGAAUCUGCAAUCUCCAAAUGAUGGAAAUUGAAUCAGGGCAGAAUCUUUGGGUGGCAGCCUCUGCCUGCCCUGACAAAAUCGCCAGUCUGGGCUUCCUGGAUGAAGUCACUGCUGUGGUGUGUGGUGCCAAAGGGCAGCUGUUCCUUGUGGACUUCCGGCAGCGCCAGGGCAUUCUGGGAGCUCUCGAAGAGACUCAGACCCCUUGGACCCAGACAGAGAGGCUGAGCUGGUGUGCAGGAAUCAGCUCUGGAGAGACACCACUGAUUGCCCGUCUCUCCUUGGAUGGCCUCGUUGUGUUGACGGACAUCAGACACCCCUCCAGCCCCCUGAAAGUGGCCCAGUGCUGCGUUCCCACCCCUAACGUCCGUGGGGUAGAUUUCCUGUCCAUCAGCUUUGCACCUGUACUGGGCAACACCUUAGCGGUGUCAGGUUUCGACGGGACCGUUCAGGUCUACAAUGCAAAAGACUGGGAUUCCUCAGGGCAGGAAGCCAAACCAGUAUUCAUUCACAAAGGACACAUCUUUGGCACCCCAGGCAAGGAGGGGGGCAGUCCGGUGGUCACCACCCACACUUGGCACCCUUGGAAGCCCCAGACAUUACUCUCGGCUGCAAGCGAUGGAUCACUGCACGUGUGGGACUGGUCUGACCCUCAAGCAAGUGGGCCAGUCUGACACCCUCUGCCUUCCUUGUCUUAGGGAAUGUUCUCUGAGGUCCCCUGCAGUCCCUGCUCUUCACCACAUAUCCUGGAUCUAAUGAUAUGUGGGAAUAACCUUGGGAGACAGAAGGAAGAGCUGAGAAUCUCAGACAUUUGGUUAGUUUAGGGCAGGGGUAGGCAACCUUGGCUCUUUUAUGACUUGUGGACUUCAACUCCCAGAAUUCCUGAGCCAGCCAUGCUGAGGGGAAGGGAGAGGUUUCUAAGCUGAGCCAUGCUGGCUCAGGAAUUCUGGGAGUUGAAGUCCACGAGUCAUAAAAGAGCCAAGGUUGCCUACCCCUGGUUUAGGGUGUCUCAAUCUUGGCAGAUGGAAGAUGCGUGGAUUUCCACUCCCAGAAUUCCCCAGUUGGCACAGAUGGACUACUCCUCCCAGGAUCUCCCAGCUGGCAUAGGAGAACUUUUCACCAAGCACUGACCAUGAAGCCGGAUAACUUGCUGCUCCUUUGAAGCUAUAUCACAACUUUCUCAAACUGUUGUUAAGUCCAUCCGUUUAUAAACACACAUAUACAUUCUGGACAUCUGACACGUGGCAUGCUUGCUAUCCCUAAUUGCAUUCAGUUUCAGAUAGCAUAUGGUUUCUUUAAGUGAAUUGGAUCCCAUAAGAAUUUGCUCCUUCCUCUUGCUUUGGAAAACUGAAAACCCAAAAGCUCUGCUACAUAUUCAUCAGCAGCAGAAUUUGAGCGGAUCUUCUCCAGGCUGAAGGCCAAGGGAGAUGGCAAAGCUCCUGUCCUGGAAUGUUAAUGGAU